AUGAUUUCUGAGGUUAAUACCAUUUGCGGUGGGACGGGUGGAUACACUACCCUUGGCGGUGGCUCUUCGUUGCAGGACGAUAGCUGCAUGUUGAUCUGGGAGGCCACUCAAAUGAUUCAAAAUGGGUUUCGCAGACACAGUAUGGAUAUUAGUCGUCUGCUCGAGCUCACGAACAGCCUUGGCCACAUACUUGAGAAGACACGGCAGCUGUACAACAACACUAUUAAGGAGUGUGAUUCAAAGUAUCAUCAGGUACAGCAUAUUGAUGAGUAUCUGCACCAAGUUGAAAAUUUGGUCCGACGUUUUGCUAACACUCGGGACCUAGUCGUGGCAAGCGACGGCUACACUUACGAGCGCGAGGCCCUCGACCGAUACUUCAAGGAAUGUAGCGGUUCGAACAGUAAAGCAUAUUCCAUGCAAACGAAGGAGGAGCUAACCGACGUGGUGAUACCCAACAAGUCGCUGAUCCGGCUCGUGUCCCAUCUUAAGUCUGUACGACUGGAGGAUAUUCCACAGUUAGUACAUCGUAUCCCAAUAACCUAUUUCGCCAACUCACAACCACGAUCGGGUUGGACGGAGGAGGGCACGUUGCUGCGCUCGGUGGAUCCAAGUGGAGGCGGCACAACUGCGGGCCAGCAGCGCGCGGAUCCUAACUCAGUCCACGUGCCAGUAGCUGCUACGGCUACCACAGGAAGCCACCGCUUGGCAACUGGGCAUCGCUUUGAGCACGAUACAAACAAAGCCAACCGUGGCGGCAGCAAACAAGCUCUACAUCCUUGCCUGCGCGUGUACGGUUUCUGCAACUUUAUGACAGAUUGCACCUUCGCAAACUACCCUUACGAGGCCUGCUUGAAUCACAUCAAGGGUAAGUGUCGCUUUAGCCAGAACUGUAAGGAGCUGCACGUCGACCCCCGCGACCCGCGCUACCAAAACACCCGUAGCUUCGCUGCUCAUCAUGGACACGGAAAUAACAGCAGCUUAGCCAACGCCAAUGACAAUAAUAAUAAUGCCACUUCGGUCGGUGGGGACGUGGGGGCAUUUUCGGAGACUUUGUGUGAGCGAAUGGUCAGUAGUAAUGGUUCUAAAAGUGCCUCUGUUUCGAUAGUGCAGGGCUCCCCUGGGUGUUUGUCCCAGGGUAACCAUCAGUAUAACCAGUCAGCGAGUGAAGCAAAAAAAAAUGGAAACGUCCCCAGGGUGGACGCUGGAAGGGCUACUGAGGCUUACGAGGUUGCGGUAGGGGAUGAUCUUACUGUCCUGGGAAAUGAUGAGACGCUUCGAGAAGGCGUAACCAUUGUGUCAAGGACGUGA
Messenger RNA from Phytomonas sp. EM1, 1308 nucleotides. Lineage: Eukaryota; Euglenozoa; Kinetoplastea; Trypanosomatida; Trypanosomatidae. The record is from the annotation of a GenBank genome assembly.